AUGUCGUCGAGCUUGAGCGAAGACCAUAGCAGCACCAUCAGCAACAGCGACAGCAACACCAGCAGCAACAUCACCGGCCUCGGCACCGGCACCAGCGGCGGCGGCAAUAUCACCGUCCGGCCGGCGGCCUUCCCGGACAUCGCCCGCAUAGCCCGCGUAGCGGUGGACAGCCUGCCCGACGACCCAACAUUCGACUACCUGUGGUCACACCGCCACGAGUACCCAGAGGACAACUACUUCUUCUGGCAGCAGACGCUGAAGGGGCACCUAUUCAACCCGCGCUUCACGCUCCUAGUCGCAACACUCACCGCCCCCACCGAGGAGAAAUCCGCCCACUACGCCCUAUCCCCCGCACCACCCCCGCCGCAGGCGGAAACCAUCAUCGCCUUCGGUCUCUGGGAGCGUAACGGGCGGUCGCGGGCCGCGCGCCUCCGCCGCCGCGAGCGCAACAACUGCUACAACCGCCUACACCGCAUCCUAACGCGCCUCGAAACCUGGUCGCUCACGCACCACUACUCCCGGCGCGACUCCAACCCCCUACACCUUUCCGCGUUCUCCUCCGUCAUGAGUUCCGUACACAGCACAUACUGGACGUCCCGCUACCCCGAGAACUUCCAUCUGGACCUUUUGUGCACGCUGCCAGCGUUCCGGCGGCGCGGCGCGGGGACCGCUCUGACGAGGUGGGGGAUCGACGAGGCGCGGAGGGAGGGCGCCGCUGUGGGCGUGGAAAGCUCGCCUAUGGGAUUAGGGCUGUAUGAGGGACUCGGGUUUAGGUUGCUUGAGAAGAUGGUCGUUAAUGUGCAGGGUGAGGACGAGGAGCUGGUUGUUAGGGUGAUGAUGGAGGCGUGGGGCGGUGACGGGAUAGGGCUGGACUAG
Molecule: messenger RNA, 876 nt
Organism: Tricharina praecox
Lineage: Eukaryota; Fungi; Ascomycota; Pezizomycetes; Pezizales; Pyronemataceae
Exons: 3
Coding region: 1-876 (291 amino acids)
Molecular function (GO): acyltransferase activity, transferring groups other than amino-acyl groups
Source: RefSeq, a predicted model, not a curated record